AUGUCAGUUGGCAUACAAAGAGCUGAGGACAAGUACAACAGUAAGGGCGGCUAUUAUGACAUUGACGACGACGAAGAAGAAGACGUUGUUAUGCGUGAGGCGGCGCAGGAGGAGGUUCAAAUCUCUCCUGCCUCGUUUGACGGAUUUUUCAAUCUUGAAACACUACCGAUGUGGACACACAAGCGACCGCCUGGGAUGCUCGGUGAGGGUGAUAAUUUACCAUCUAUGGAUGAAGUCGCCAAGGAAGGAGCACGCGCCGCUCAUCUGGCAGAGAGUAAAAGCAAUUAUUUUGAGCAUCCGUUUGAAACAGCUGUUGCUCCAUGGGAUCAGCAAGGUGCCACAAAGGUGUCAACGGCACUAGUGCCAGUCAAUGGACGUCCUAUAUCAACGCCGCGAGACUUGUUUGGACCUUUGACAGUGUCCAUCCGAGAUGUAGACGAAAGCAACACGUUCUAUCUUAUCGACCUUCAAUAUGGGGAGAUCAAAUGGACGGUCAAGCGCAAUGUGGUCGAUUUCUACGAUUUGUGGGUGACACUCAAGCUCAGGUCCACCAUUAAAUCGCCUCCUUCGUUCCCUAGCAAAGUCCAAAACUUUGCACACGCCAUCGCGUCCCUUCGAUCUGCCCACGAGCAAAACUCCAUCAUGAUCCACUCGGAACUGACAUCUUUGGAUACGCGUAAUGAAAAGCGACGAUUGGAAUUGGCACAAUAUCUGCAAGAACUGGUUGAGAAAUCGCAAAAAGUGGAAGACUUGACUGGAUUGACUGAUCUGUGCGAGUUCUUGGAAGUGAGUGGGAUAAGCAUUGUCAAGGAUAUGGGAUGGAAAGGCAAGGAAGGAUACUUGGAGCAAAAGGUCGUGACCCGGUCGGCGCCUGUUUUACGUCCCAUACGACGCUAUGGAUGGGUGAAGAAGUGGUUUAUCCUGCGCGAUUCUUACAUUGCUUUUUGCAAGGAUACAUCAUCCACAACGCCAACAGAUGUUAUGCUGCUCGACAAGGAAUUCAAGUACCACACGUCUGAACGAAAACAGUUUUCGUCGCAUUCGGUCAUCACAUUGGCCAAAGGCUCGAAAAGUAUACAGAUAAGAGUACAGAAAGGCGUGGAUGAAUGGCUAGACAACCUGAACACGGUGAAGCUGAAGAGUCCGUGGGUAUCCCAGCAACGGUUUAAUUCGUUUGCUCCUAUUCGCGAAAAUGCCAAAGUAAAAUGGUUCGUGGAUGGACACGAAUAUUUUGAGGCAGUGGCCGAGGCUAUAUUAUCAGCAAAGUCAGAUAUUUUUAUUGAAGAUUGGUGGCUGAGUCCUCAACUGUAUUUACGGAGACCGCCUAAAGGCAAUGAGGAUUACCGUAUCGACCGUUUGCUCAAGCGAAAAGCUUCAUUAGAUGAUGUUAAAAUAUAUAUUGUCAUUUACAAAAGCAUGAAGGUGGCACUACCGUUAAACUCUGGCCAUACCAAACAUUGGCUUCAAGAUGCACAUCCGAAUAUUAUUGUGCAGCGCCAUUCAAAUAUCACUGAAGCACCAUUCUGGGCACAUCAUGAAUGGUUCAUGAUAUGCUGGACAUUGGAGAAGAUUAUAUCCGUUGUGGAUUUAUAA
This is a messenger RNA of Zychaea mexicana, 1593 nucleotides long. RefSeq lists its product as uncharacterized. The record is from RefSeq and is a predicted model, not a curated record. Lineage: Eukaryota; Fungi; Mucoromycota; Mucoromycetes; Mucorales; Lichtheimiaceae. The transcript has 11 exons. Gene Ontology annotation, biological process: cell motility. Gene Ontology annotation, molecular function: phosphatidylinositol binding. Bases 1 to 1593 code for a protein of 530 amino acids.